Messenger RNA from Thlaspi arvense, 414 nucleotides. The record is from the annotation of a GenBank genome assembly. NCBI's taxonomy places the organism in Eukaryota, Viridiplantae, Streptophyta, Magnoliopsida, Brassicales, Brassicaceae.
AUGUUUGGCGUCGACGACGUGCAAAACGCGACUUCAGCAGCUGUUACCAACCCGCCGGGACUCGGGAACUUCAAAUUCGGAAAACUCGUGAUCUUCGACGAUCCGGUGACCAUAGACAAAAACUACCUAUCCGAGCCUGUGGCACGUGCUCAAGGUUUCUAUUUCUACGACAUGAAGAACGAUUACAAUGCGUGGUUCUCGUACACACUUGUGUUCAACUCGACUCAACACAAAGGGACGUUGAACAUAAUGGGAGCUGAUCUUAUGAUGGAGAAGACAAGAGAUUUGUCUGUGGUCGGAGGGACCGGCGAUUUCUUCAUGUCUCGAGGGAUUGUUACCUUUGAGACUGAUACCUUUGAAGGUGCUAAGUAUUUUAGGGUCAAGAUGGAUAUUAAACUCUAUGAAUGUUACUAA